AUUUAAAUGCACAUUUGCAUAAUAUGUACUUCAGAAAUUGAUUUUCAAACAAAAUGUGACUGUCACUUUUGUUUAUUAUGCUUGCUAAAUUGGUUUGAGGAGAAAAAUAGAGAUAAGCCAAUAUAAAUUCUUAAUUGCCCAAAUUAAGAUUGUAAAUUCACCUAUACUAGAGACGAAAUAUUAAGUUAUUGUUCUCGAUAACCUUAUGAAGGUAAGAUUCAAGAAAUCUUGCUCAAAGAAUAUCUAAAAAAUUAAGAUAUACGUCCAUGUCCAAGUGGAAAAUGCAAAUAUUUUGGAUACAUAGAACUCGAAAAUAAAUGCGAUAACGAACUUGAGUGUUUAGAAUGCAAAACAACAUGGAGAGACUUUGCCUUGUCUACAUACACGUUUUAAACAGAAUAUUUGAUAAAAAAUAUUUUUGGAAUCAUUAGAGAAUUUUGCUAUUGUUUUAUUACUGCAAAUGAAUGUCCUAAUUGUGGGGUUUUAAUCCAAAGAAAUGGAGGUUGUAAACACAUGACGUGUAAAGCUUGUACUCAUCCAUUUUGCUGGCAUUGUAAAUAAUAAUGGGGAAGGCAUAAAGAAUCCUAAUGUUUUGGUUCAGGAGCAAUAUCAGUUGUGUUACUACUAACUAUGGGCAUCAAUAUUUUAUAUCAGCUUGGGGUAUUCUACUAUUUCCUCUAUGUAUUUUAUCCUUUGUUUUAUCUAUUGGAGUUGUUAGUUAUGAAUGUUUUAGUAGUUGGAACUGGCUUUGGAAUGUUCCUCUUAAUUAAAACAAUGCGUGAACUGUAUUAUAGAAGACGCAUUUGUGAUAAUCUAAUUGCAUUUGGAGGAUCGAUUUUAAUGUUGACCUUUGAAUAUUUUGUCCUAUGGUUUUCUAUGGCAUAUUUAGAUAUAACAUUUUUCAAAGCAGUAGUAUGGUUUGUUGUAGAGAUUUCAAUUAUCAUUCUAAUGAUUUGUUACUUCAACAGAGUGGGCUUUGCAUGGAUAUUCCUUCCGGCCCUAUGUAUAGUUUUAUUUUACUUUUUGGGAUUCAAUGGUUUGAUCAUGAUUAUUUGGUAAAUCCCGCUAAUGAUAAGUCACAACCAUUAUCUAUCAUAGGCGAGAUUUAAUUUUUUAGCCCUUGGUAUUCUGCUAAUACUCAACAUUUUUAGUUUAUCAGAAUUAUUUAGCUCAUAACUAGUAUAUUUAAUAUUGGGAUCUAUAGUAUUCUAAUAUCGCAGAAAUUCCCAUUUAAUCAAUUUAAUGUUUGUAGGCAUCGGAGCGUUAUCUUACCUUUAUGGAUUAAUAUUUGGUUGA
Paramecium octaurelia is the source of this 1296-nucleotide messenger RNA. Lineage: Eukaryota; Ciliophora; Oligohymenophorea; Peniculida; Parameciidae. The record is from the annotation of a GenBank genome assembly.